UUCAUUAUGGUUUCGUUUCACCUCCCUCUUUUCCUCCUCUUAUAUAGACUGAUCUUUCUUCUCCGUGGAAACCAAAACCCUAGGAAAAAUCAGAUCUCUAGCUAUGGCGAUGAAACGAAAUGGAAAGUCUCCUGCCUCUUCCGACUCUGAGGAAAAAGUGAUGUUCUUCAGAGAUGUCUCUCUAGGUCCCCAUGAAACCCGUCUGCGCUUUCGCCUCAUCCAUUUCUGGGAGGCUCAGAACCCGGUGAAGAAGACCCUUAUUGGCCUGGAGAUGCUUCUCAUCGACGAGCAGGGAACUGUCAUUCAAGGAUUCAUCCCACCUGGACGUAUCAAGAAGUACUUGCCUGAUAUGAAGCGAGGUUCAGUUUACGAACUCAUGAACUUUUACGGCUCGAAGAACAAACCGAUGUAUCGGGUUGCUGAUCAUAUCGCAACCGUGUCCUUCGCAUGGAACUCUGAGUUGUCGGUUCUUCACGACAUUCCAAUCCCUUUUGAUGAAGACCGUUUUAGGAUGCAUUCGUAUGAGGAUUUUGAGGCCAACUGUGAUCUGAAAGGUGAUCUGUACGAUGUUCUUGGCCACAUGAAGCUGGUCGAUGGACAGAGUAUUACGGAGCGUCCCGUUAUUGAUGAAACGAAGCUUGCUACAACUCGGCACAUUAUGAUUCAUGUGCAAUCACAUGAAGGACCUGUCAUGAAGCUCUACCUCUGGGACCAGGCAGCAACAGAUUUCUGCAAGAAGUUUAAGUCCUAUGAAAACACCCCCACAGUUCUUUUGGUCACAGCCGUUAAUACUAAACGGCUCGGAGGUACCCUGGCACUGAGUUCUAUGUCUCCCACACGGGUUUUCAUGGACUAUGAUGUCCAACCAACAAUUGAUUACAUAGCCUGGCUCUCCUCGAACCCAGAGAUUGCUAAGCAGGUUAGUGCAGAGGUGGUCACUAAGCGGGAGACGAUGACUAUAUCUGACAUAUUCUCUUACAUGACUCUGGAAUCUGCAAAGACUGCCUUCUUUGAGUGCACUGCUACUAUUGAUGAUGUGGUUCAAGGAUCUGCUUGGUACUAUAUUGCAUGCACUGGGUGUCACAGUAAGGCUACGAAAGGCUCAAACUCAUUGAUCUGCACUAACCCAAGAUGUGUGAAGGAUACCACAGCUGGAGUUGCACAGUACCGUGCAAAGAUUUCGGUUUAUGACAGCAGUGAACAAGGUUUUUUUGUCCUGCUCGGUGAUGCUGGUUUCCAGUUGACUGGGAGGCACGCAUCUGAGUUGGUCAGCAGCUACUUUGAGGCCAAUAAAGACAAAGGCCCUGACCAUGAAGUGCCUGUCCCGGAUGCUCUGAUCAGCAUUAUCGGACAGACCCAUAAGUUUUGUGUGAAAGUUACAGACCACAACUUCUCUGGCAAUACCCGAGCUAUCACUGUCACCAAGAUCCUCCCUCUAGAGACACCAUCACCCACAGAAGACUCUCUUGGAGACGCCAUUGCUGCAACGUCCAUGGAAGCAGUGCAGACUGGAAGGGACGUGUGUGAGCCUUCAAAAAGCUGUGGAGAUUCUGCAGAUGAAGAGAGUAAGAGAACGUUUGACAGUGGUGAACCAGAGAAAGUCAAACGGGCAAGAUGUGAGAAAUGAUGAUUCAGUUCGAUGAUGCUCAAGGCUUUGCAUUGAGAUUCAAGUAUUCUGUUGGUUUUUGAAAGUUUGCUUCAGUUUAAGUACUAUUUUGGUUUUUAUCAAGACUUUGCUUUGUUUCAUUUCAUUUCAGACUUUGGCUUUCAAUUGAUUGAACUAUCCUUCUUAUAUAGUUUUGUCAUAGCGAUUGUUUUCAUGAUUUGAAUUCGUUUAUAUAGACCAACUAAUUUGGCCUCAAAAAUAUCUCGCCAAACUUGAUUAUUUCCAUAUCCCAUAUACAAUUUGAACUCUACGUAGCAUCAUACACGCGCAUCACACCGCAGGAAAAUCUUAGACUAUGUUAUAUUUUUGAAAGUUAUUAAAAUCGAAUAUUUCAUAUGAUCCUGUAUUUAUGUCAAAAUCUCAUUUAAAUAGGAAAGUAGUAAAUUCAUUCGACCAGUAAUUAUAUUCUUUGACUAUAACCUUUCAAAGGGAAGAAAAAAAGGAAAGGUAAAUCAAACUCUUCCAAAAUUCAUAUUCUCUUGCGUUAGAAAGAAAAAGAGUUGACAAAGACGAAGACCUCAUCUGUUUCUUCUACACUUCCAAGCAGCAUUCGUCUGAAGUAAACUGGUCGUGCGGAUCUCUGUUUUAGCGGUAUGGAUAGCUUCCCCAAUAACCAGCCCAUUGAAGCGUCAGGUAAAUACCAAAUCUCCUGUAUGUGUAUCUCAAAUAAAGAAAAUUAGAAGCAUCUCUGUAUAUUAUCUUUUGGGUCAAAAUUAGUUUGUACGAAGAGUAUGUAUAUUCAAACCAUGUUUAACCACAAAUUGAUUUGGGUGGUGGUUCUACUCAUUAAGCAUAGGAAAUUGCAAAGCAACAUUAUAAUUCAAAAUUUUUUAUAUAAGAACUACCCAUAACGUUACAUUUUUUAUUCUAUCUAAGUUCUAUACACGUUUUUGAAAGACUAAAUAACACUAUAUCAUUCUUAUAAUUACUUACGUUCUUUAUUACGUUGGAAUUAUUUCUUAUGAGUAUAAAGAACAAUUCUAUAGUCAAUGAUAUUUAAUUGUUAGGUGACAGAUUUAUAUAUAAAGCAUAUACUCGUUCUAAUCAUUAAGCAUAAAUAACACAAUAUCAUUUUUUGGUCUUUUAUAUAAGAGCUACCCAUAACGUUACAUUUAGAGAUUAUGUUUCAUAAAAUAACCAGUAUAUUGUAUGCUUAGUGCCUUUGUUUAGAAAGACAAUCUUUAAUUGUUAGACAGCUAUAGCCAUAUAUUUAACUAUGACGAACGUUAGUUUCGAUUUUUUACUUGCUUAAAACCUUAAAGUAAAAUAACAUCACCAACUCUAUUACUACAGUGUGAAAUAAAUACUACAAAACUACUGAUAAUAUUAAAACUUCAACAAAACUUCUGAUAAUAUGCGUAUAUAAUUUUACUCUGAAAGUAUAAAUACAUGUAUCUUUUCCUACACAAUUGAAAAUGAUGUAUUUAUGACUUUGAAGCUAUUUAAAUUAAACUUUGUUGUUUUCGAUAUCUAAAAUAAAAUAUAAUUAACAUAAACUAAUUAGUCUUAGUUAUAAUCCAAUUCCUCAUUUUUACUCAUUUGAGUUCGUUUUUUUAUAUUCUUUUGUAAAAAAACAAUUCAAGUUCUGAGUAUAUGAAAAUUUUAGAUUCAUAAUGAACUAUAUUUUUGUUUAGGAUCAAUACUGAGUUUCUAUUCUUAUUUGUAUGUUUAUAAAUUGUAUUAUCCUUUGCUUUUCAUUAUAUGGUUAUUCAGAAAUUUAUAUGGAAUAUAUCAUUAACUAUACUUUGACUAUUUGGGAAAAAAAAGGCGCUGUCUAGAUGUGAUCAAGCAAAAAAAAGGAAUAAGGAAGGAUGAAAUUUCACAUAAAAAUAACACAUCAUAUCUGGAUAUAUUUAAAUAAAUACUUACAAAUAUAUUAUAUUUUUGAUAUUUUUAAAUUAAUUAAACAAAAACUAAAUUAUUAGAAAAUAAAAUACAAAUAAAACUAUAUUAAUAUUUUGUAACAUCAAAAUAAUAAUUGAAUACAAAAUAUAUUAUGUUAAUAAAUAGAUUAUAGAUUUUAAAGACCUCUAUAUAUUAUUUUAGUUCGGGAUUUUUAAUAAAAUACCUGCUAUUAUGAUUUCUAUUAUAGCUGGAAAGAUUAACUACCCAAAUCAAUUUAGUUUAAAUACUACAAAUACAACAGUUAUUGCAAACCAAAAAAAAAAAAAAAAUAAACACCACCAUCACUAUUAAGCCCAUUUUCAAAAUCGAUUUAUUUUGGGAACCAUAUUACCAUUUCCUAGCUAUUUAUUCUACCCAUUACUAUCGUUAUUAGUUUAUUUAAAUCAUAGUUACAUUGAUAGUGGAACAUAAGAAUAUAGAAGUACAUAUAUUAACAUAUAUAAAUAAAAAACGUGUAUCAUAUAUAGAAGUUUAUUAUGUUUUCAUUAUGAAAUUGGAUUAGUAUUGUAUUUAAAAGGAUACUUAUAUUUUGAAAUUGGAAAACACCUAAUGACCCACACUUAUUUUAUUUUAAUUGGAACAUUUCAAAAUUCUAUCUAGAUAUUUUAUUACCUUCUACUUUAAAUUUUAAUCAUAACUAUAAUAUAUUACUUAAUCUAACCAAGAAAAUGACAUUCUCAAAACUACAGGAGGAUCCACGCAAAAGAGGAAGCGAGGCCGACCACGUGGAUCACUUAAUAAACCAAAAGGUAUAUAUUUACUACCCAAAAUAUCUAAUCCUAAGACAAAUUGUCUUAUCCCAGUGAUUAAACUGUGUACAUUUUCAGUUCAUCUGGUAAAUGACCGACCGUCAUUCAAACCAACAUAUUACGACUGUAAGUAUAUAUUGAUCAUAUUAUUAUAUCUUAAACCAAACUAAUUCAUCAAAAAAAGCUAACUUUCCAAACUUAAUUUAACAGGUGGCUGUGAUGACUGCGACUCUUACAGUAAGAAAUCAUACCAAAAUGUGUAUCUAUUAUGCUAUAUUCUUUUAACCUAACUACUAUUGAUCUUAAUAGUCAAACAGAAAAAUGCGCGUAAUAUGAGAAAGGCAAUUUUGUUAUCCAAACGAACCUCGGCAUCGUCACAAGGUAUGCAUAAUGGCUGAUAAAAUCUAUUUCGAUUUAUUACAUUUCUAAUUCAAAUUUACGUUGUUUCUAUAUAGAUACAAAUGCUCCACCAAAUCCACAAGGAACGCGUCGCACACAACCAAAAAAAAAAGGUGCAUACAAAUUAAUCCCCUAUAGAUUCCCAGAAAUAUAUAUAUAUAUAUAUAUAUUUAAUUUCUAAAAUAUAUUUUUCAGCGUAAUGGUGUUCCUAUAAAUCAACUAAAUCAAAUUUCGAAACUAAUUCAUUUUAACAAAUAUUUUUUUAAAAAACAAAUAUUAACAAA
Messenger RNA from Brassica rapa (field mustard), 5003 nucleotides. RefSeq lists its product as uncharacterized. Lineage: Eukaryota; Viridiplantae; Streptophyta; Magnoliopsida; Brassicales; Brassicaceae. The record is from RefSeq and is a predicted model, not a curated record.